AUGGCAAUGCCUGAGAUGCUGGAAUGGACAAGAAGAAUUGGUUACAAGGCUUCAGAUUUCAACAAAUUGAACAUAAUCCAUGUCACUGGUACCAAAGGUAAAGGUUCAACAUGUGCAUUUACACAAUCCAUCUUGAUGCAAUACCAAAAAGAGAUCCCAAAGAUUGGUUUAUAUACAUCUCCUCAUUUGAAAUCUGUUCGUGAAAGAAUAAGAAUUAAUGGUCAACCAAUUGCAGAAGAAUUAUUCACUAAGUAUUUUUUCGAAGUUUGGGAUAGUUUAUCAUCAUCACAAUCAAAUGAAACAGAAUUCCCACAUAUGGGAUCAGAUAUCAAACCAAUGUAUUUCAAGUAUUUGACUCUGUUAUCGUUCCAUGUAUUCAUGAAAGAAGGCGUUAAUACUGCCAUCUAUGAAGUUGGUGUUGGUGGUGAAUUUGAUUCAACAAAUAUAAUCGAACAGCCAACAGCUGCUGGUGUUUCAGCUUUAGGUAUUGAUCAUACUUUCAUGUUAGGUAACACAAUCACUGAAAUUGCAUGGAAUAAAGGUGGUAUCUUCAAAAAAGGUGCUAAAGCAUUCAGUGUCUCCCAAGAAGCUGAUGCUAUGAAAGUCCUGGAGGAAAGAGCCACCGAAAGAAAUACAGAAUUAACUGUUGUUGAUGAAGAUGCUGUUAAUGGUUACAAAAUUGGUAUUCCAGGUACUUUCCAAAGACAAAAUGCUGCAUUGGCCGUCGCAUUGUCAACUGAACAUUUGAAAAAAUUGAAUAUUGAAGUUGAUGACUCAAAAACUUCAAAAGGUUUGGAAACAACAUUUUGGCCAGGUAGAUGUCAAAUCAUCAAGGAAGAUAAAAUUAAUUGGUACAUUGAUGGUGCUCAUACAAAAGAAAGUGUUGACGCUUCAAGUGGCUGGUUCAAGAGCGUUACAGAUCCAAAGAGAAAAAGAGUUUUGUUAUUCAAUCAACAAACUAGGGAUGCUAAUGCGUUAGUAACCCGUUUAUUUGAUGGUGUUUCACCAUUGAAGUUUGAUGAAGUCAUUUUCACUACAAAUGUUACAUGGUCUUCAGGUAAAUAUUCAGCAGAUUUAGUCUCAAUGAAUACUUCUAAAGAUGCAGUUGAUAAAUUAGAAGUUCAAAAGGAAUUGGCUGAUGAAUGGGCUAAAUUAGAUCCAAAGUCCAACAGAAAUGUAUUCCAUGAUAUUGAGUCAAGUAUCAAAUAUAUAAGAUCAUUAGAGGACCAAAAUUUGGAUGUCUUUGUAUGUGGUUCUUUACAUCUUGUUGGUGGAUUUUUGGUUGUUUUAGAAGGGGAAGAUGCCUAG
Hansenula ciferrii is the source of this 1308-nucleotide messenger RNA. RefSeq names its product tetrahydrofolate synthase (gene MET7). NCBI's taxonomy places the organism in Eukaryota, Fungi, Ascomycota, Saccharomycetes, Phaffomycetales, Wickerhamomycetaceae. The record is from RefSeq and is a predicted model, not a curated record. Gene Ontology annotation, cellular component: mitochondrion; cytoplasm; cytosol. The transcript has a single exon. Gene Ontology annotation, molecular function: ATP binding; tetrahydrofolylpolyglutamate synthase activity. Gene Ontology annotation, biological process: tetrahydrofolylpolyglutamate biosynthetic process. The coding region runs from base 1 to 1308 and encodes 435 amino acids.